GCAGAAAGCGAGAAAGGAUUUUAAGGGCCGUGUUUGUUUUAAACCCUAGGCUGUAUUCUGAAAUCAGAAAGCACACACAAAUGAUUAGACAACAUUGUCCAUUACAUUUAAUUACAUGAUACUAAGAAUGAGACAGUUGUCAAGGAAAAAAAAACUAUAAAGAGGAGUGAACAAAGGAUGCAGACAUUAAGUGGACAGUUCCGUACACAUUAAACUAUACCAAGCCAAGAAUUAUCACAGAUAUACUUAAUGUAAAAAGGUUUCUGUUUUAAUUAAUGGCAAUGGACGUGAAGUAUGUAAUGGGAACUGCUACAGCAAAAUCUGUGCCAAAGCAAAACCUUCCUCAUCAAUUUUGUAUCGAUAUCCAAACAUACAGAUUAUAGAUAUUGAUAUUAAGUUUUCUCCACUGUGUUUUUGCCACAGUUAAGAUGUGCAGAGUACACAACAGUAGUACCAAUACAGUAUUUAUUUUCUUAACUGUUGCAGGAGCAAAUAAGAAUUUACAAAGCAAUUGAAGGUUACUUUUCUCAAGUGCAUAAUAGCAGGCCCUCUCCUGGGAUUUACACAGUGUAAGUUUUUGGGGUUGCAUUUGUUGUAGGAUCCCAGCAUCUUAAAGGCUAUACAAACUGCGGGCCAGCAUCAUUUAGAGCCAUGGUUUGGUACUGCGAUACAGUGCAGGUAUUGUAUAAUCUAGAAAUCUUAUUGUACAGUGCAAAUAAAAACUGUGCAGUGAGACUAUAGAUAUCUUUCAUAUUUUCCGAGGGAAGAUUUGCUUCGAGUGUAACAUCUCCCUUUUUUUAUUCAUGAAGGACGGAUGGAAAAAAUAAGCGAAACAGCAGAGGAUCUUAUGAAAAUACAUAAGAUGUAUAAUAUAUUUUAUUUGUAGGAAGAAUUUGAUAAUACAGUGCAAUCACUGAAGGAUGUUAGAUACACAAUGUUUAGUUAAUAUUAUUAUGGUUAUGAUGGACAGAAGCAGAAUCUUGACAAAUUUCUCUUUAUUGUUGUUGUUGGGACAACAGAUGAGAGAUGGGGAAGUUGACUGGACCAUGGAGUUCAAAGGAAUCAUAUAUAGGAAAAAGAAAAAUUAUUCCAGUUAUGUUGACUUUAAUACAGGGCAUUUGUUAACAGUGGUCAGUCAUCACCCAGUUCCCUAACAUAACAGCCAACAGUAUUUAUAUUUGGGGCCAUUGCAUUGGCAGUGUGAACAUGCUGCUUAGUUGUUCUCCUCUGAAUUCUUCAACCGCUUGAGUUUUAAAGUAGCCAUCUAUCUAUAUACAAUUUGUGCAUUUGUAAUAAUAAUAAUAAUAAUAAUAAUAAUAAUAAUUGUCAUCAUCAUCAUCAUCAUCAUCAUCGGCAAUGCUUUUUAUUAUUCUAAGUCUUUGUGACAUACUAAUAUCUUUGACUUGCCACUCCCUUGAGCUUGUACGUGCAUGUCAUUAUAAGUUAUCCAUUGUGGACCUGCUGGAGCAAAUAUUUUACAAUUGAUUUAAAUAAUUAUACUUGCAUUCUCAAGGAUUUUGUGCCAAAUAACUAACCACAGUAAUUCUGUGAGAAUCGCAGAUAAACUUACAUGAAGUGCAGUAAGUAUAUUUAAAUCAUCCUAUGCAUCAAUAGCUUAACAGUAACUUCACAGUCGCUUUCAUGUCACCAGUAUCCAUUAGAUGGUCCAUGGGUUUUCUUUUAUUUUUUUAAUUAAACAUUCUGUGUUAACCAUCCAACUAACAUUAUAUAUUUUUAAAAGCAAAAAAUUAUAUUUGUACCUUAAAUGAUUGGUCUGUACAUUUUCUCGGAUCAUAAAAGUCUGAUGUUAGGUUCACAUUUGCAUUUUAUUUCAAACAAUGAUGCAAAUUAUUAUUUUUUUUUUGCUUCAUGUACUUAUAUUGUGCAAUAUGCUUAUGUAUUGUCCAUGUUGCAAUUAUGAUUGUAUAUUAAUAUGUUUAGCUUUCGUUAUGAAUAAUAAUAUCCACAGCAGUUCUGUGCAUUAGUUUCCAUCUGAUAGACACUUUGAGCCUCUACUUGAGCCGGUUAUAAGGGCUACCUCUCUCACCACCCAUUCCGUUAAAGCUUUGUUUGAUUAAUAUAUCGACUAAUUAGCUAACCAUUAUGAAAUUCAGGAGAUAUACUUCAUUUUGUGAAAACCUGUUUUCGUAUUAAUUCUCUAUUGAUUCUUUAGUAUUUUGCUUCUGUCUGCAACAAAUUACAAAGAGCAGUGCAUCACCACUUCAUAAACGUACAGUCGGCCUAUUUCCCCCCGAAAGCCUUUUGCGAACUUUUUUUAGUAGCUGGAACUCUUAUAUACCAUCACCGACAUCACUGAUCCACACAUUACACAUGCAGAUUGAAAACAGUCUGCAGUAUUAUUAUUAUUAAUAUUAUUAUUAUUAUUAUUAUAUAAAAAUACAAGAGCUGUACAAUCUUUUUUUCAAAUGCCCUAAAUUAACUUUUGUAGUUGAAUAAGGUGGAAAUGUAUGUUUAAAUAAAUAUUAAGACAAAACACAACAGAAAUGGCAUAACAUCUGAUGUGUCAUAUAUGUCAACAACAGAAAAGUGAAAAAAAAACAAGAUUGACAGAAGCUACAAUGAAAGCAAGAAGAAUCACCAAACGGAGGAAAAGGUCCUUGUAUUGACAGGAAGGAAAUGGAGCGUGCUAUCAAAACGGACACCCCCUCCUUGUGCGCCCCUCCCCUGUUUUGUACAACACAGAACUCAGCCUGUCAAGACACUUUUCCUGCUUGUUUAAAACAAAAUAAACUUGAUGGAUUAUAGUGGAUUAUGAUGAAACUUUAAUGCCACGUUAGUAUGAAAAACGCCGUGAACAGAAAAAGGGGACAGCUUUUUCACAUUUUAAAAGAGUUCCAUGUGCUGUUCUUCUUGGUCGUUAGCAUCCACCUAAUUGCAUGACGCUCCCCGGAUCAUUACCUCCAUCUGCUGCUUUAAGUGUUGGUGUAAGACUAUGGACUGUCUGCGGCUCUGUCCACGUGCUCGCCAACUGAUCGGAGUUCCCCCUUCUAGAAUAAAACAUUUGGAAAAUAUAGUGAUGCCUACACCUGUUCAUUUGUUGAUAUUAGUGCCAGAGAUGUGACUGUGCUGUCUGCUGUUGUAUCACCGUUGUUCCUCCAUUGCCAGUAACAGUACUGAAAUACAACCACAACUGGUAAUCCUUCGACAAGAAUUACACUAUGUCUGCAUAAGAAUCACACCAACUGCGGGAAGAAAAAAAUAAAAGGAAAAAUAUUUCUUGUAAGCUGGCAGUAAAGAGAAAUAAAAAAACACAGAAAUUGUCAAAUUAACAAUUAAUGUGGUAGAGUGCCUUGUUAAAUAAGGUACAAUUUUCGCUGUCUGCAGUGUGAAAAGUGCCUUUGUUUUUCACAGGUGCUUUGUGAUCAACUUACCUAACAGUUUGUUCUAUUUAUAAUGUAAGAUGCUUUACUUUAGCUUACCUACAACUUCAGGACACUGAUGGCUGAACCUGCAUGUCCUCUUUCUGAAUUAAUAAGCAUCUUGAAUCUAUAGAACAGAAAAUGAUGUUAUUAGUAUCCAUUUACUUCUUUUCCAAGCUGGCUCACAAUAGUUUAUUUGCAAAAGUGGGAAUACCUGCAAGCAACUCACUUCAUUAAAGAAAUCUAAAUCAUUUCACAGAGGAUUUUUUUACCCUGUUAAGUGGAAAGAAUAGCAUGCUAAUGUCUAGCCUCAGGUUAGAGGGCAAAUUCUUUCCAUGGCAAAAUACUUAGGGCUAGCUAACUUUUUUUUGUAGCACAGAGAUAUAAAGUAUUGUUAUCUGAAAAUGCCCAAUCCUCACACACCCAGAAUCCAGACAGGGUUAGUAAUGUGACAGACACAAACAAGCUAAGGUCAAGCAUAAUUUGAAGCUUAUUUUAAAUCUGAUGUCACCCAAACACCGUAAUGUAAUUCAUACUUGCUUCUUGUUUUUCUUUUCCCUUCAAAUGUCGAUUUAAUCCAUUGAUACAAACAGCAGUCUAUCUGUUCGUAAAAGGCACUGUAAUUGCCAGAAAAGGUAAUAAGGGUUUGCGAUGCGCAGGUGAUGAAAGGCGGGAUCUUCAGGUAAAUGCGAUAUAAGGCAGGAUCUGCGGUACAGGAUUUAGCACUGUGUCACGGAAAAAGAGACUGCAGAGGGGCAUUUGUGGUACAUAAAGUGUUUAAAGGUAAAUGCGUUUAAAGGGAUGGGAUAAGGGAGAUACAGUAGGAGGACUCAUCAAUUUCGUAGAACAGUUAAAAAAAGUAGGAAGGCUAUUAAGUUAAUUUUUCUGUUUUGCCUAUUUAUUUAUUUAACAAAACUGAGGAAAAAUGUUAGAUGUUAGAAUUUAUUCAGAUCAGCAAAAAUAAUUUGGGUCGGAAAACAAAGGUACAUGAUAAUUCAAGUCAUAUUUGUAGUUUUAAGUACAUUAAAGUUCAAUGGUAUACUUGCAUAUCACCUGAAUGAGAACUAAAAAAUAACUAAUUAUUGUAGGUGACAUUGAAUAAUGGGGUAAUUUUCAAGACAAUGGACGCCUCAAUGCAUUCAUUUGGUUACAAAGUAAGGACAUUGAUCACUUAUUAUAAUCAUUUCCUAUACCAUGUCGAUACAGACAGAAAGCAGACAGGAAUGUGGAGCUGUCUCUGGUGUCUGGGAUGCAUCUUCGUCUUCUUCUGGGUCUCCUCGGAAUCUCGUGUCUUAAAGUUUGUGGCGGUUGUGUUUCGCCAUGGGGAUCGCUCUCCUAUUGAGUCAUUUCCCAGCGAUCCUCACAAAGAGGAGGUAUGGGCACAAGGAUUCGGGCAGCUGACAGAGUUAGGCAUGAGGCAGCAGUAUGAAUUAGGGCGGUUUUUAAGGAAGCGCUACGCCGGCUUCCUUAACGACGACUAUGACGUGCGAGAGGUCUAUGUGCAAAGCACCGACUACGACCGUACAUUGAUGAGCGCCCAAGCUAACCUGGCCGGGCUCUUCCCCCCCAAUCGGCAGCCCCCGCCCAUCAGCCCCCAACUGCCUUGGCGUCCCAUUCCUGUGCACACCAUUCCCAAGUCCCAGGACAAGCUGUUAAAAACACCUGGAAAACAUUGUCCCAGAUUCAGGGAGCUGAUGACGGAAACAUUUUCCAGUGCAGAGUAUCAGAGAGCACUGAAGACUUAUAAGGACUUCAUCCAGGAAAUUUCAAAUAACACUGGUUACCCGGUAAACAGGCUGGUUAUGAGGAAAAUCUGGAGGGUGUAUGACACACUGAACUGUCAGAGAAUUCAUAACCUCACCCUGCCUGGCUGGGCAACCCAGCACGUGUUUAAUACCUUGGAGGAAAUUGCUUCUUUUGAGGUCAUGUACAGUGUGUUCACCUACAAGCGGAAAGACAAAGCCAGACUGGCUGGGGGAGUAUUGUUGAAUGCCAUCCUUGGGAAUUUCACGAGCACUGUGAAGAGGGAGAACGAAUUGAAGUUUGUUAUGUAUUCUGCGCAUGACUCCACGCUCAUCACCCUCCAGGCCGCCCUUGACAUCUACAGCGGCCGCCUGCCGCCUUACGCCGCCUGUCAGCUCUUUGAGUUUUACCAGGAGAAAAAUGGGAUGUACUCCAUCUCCUUGUUUUACCGAAAUGACUCAGCCCAUGACCCCUACCCAACCCCUGUGCCCGGCUGUCCUGUAAACCCAUGUCCACUCAUCAGCUUCACUGAGGUUAUCAACGAUGUCAUUGCCCCAGACUGGGAUUCAGAAUGUGGACUGAAACAGACUGAUUCUCACUCAGGAAUCGUUGCAGUUAUGUCCGCUGUAGUGGCUGUCCUCAUCAUGGCACUGCUAGCUACCAUAGUUUUUUCUAUCUACAGGAGAAGAUGUUGAGGUUCUAAGUGAACAGCUACCAACCGGUAUCUUCUUCUGUGCUGUCAUGACACUGUAACUUUUGAUUGUAUCAUUACAGAUUAAUGGCAAUGUUAUGUAAAUAAUUCUGCUGACUAAUGCAGUCCGAUUUUGAGUAAUUCGUAGAGAAAUGAGCCAGGGUUAGGGAAGAAAUUAGAUGUUAUCACUGUGAAUGUAGAGAGUCUUACUCCUGGCAUCAUGGUGUGGGGAGCCAUAGGGUAUGACAUCAUGGUGCGGGGAGCCAUAGGGUAUGACAGCAUGGUGUGGCGAGCCAUAGAGUAUGACAUCAUGGUGUGGGGAUGCAUAGUGUAUUACUUCAGGUCAUCGCUGGUAGUGAUUUGGGGGACACUGAUGGCACAGCGCUAUGUCAGUGACAUCCUGUGUCUGCAUGUCUUACCCCUCCUGAGACAGCACCCUGGUACAGUCUUUCAACAAGACAACACCUGUCCACAUAUGGUACGUGUGUCUUUUGACUGCUUGCGUCAUGCUGAGGCCAUCUGUGGCCAGUCAGGUCCCCUGAUCUUUCCCCAAUCAAACGUGUUGAUACGUCAAUUUGGACGUCAACUCAGACCCAGCACCAGUGUGCAGGAUCUCGAGGGCCAGCUCAACAGCUGUGGGCCGACUUGCCGCAGAAGAGGAUAAAAGGGCUCUACGACUCCCUUCGGCACCAUAUUGCUGCACGUAUCCAGGCCUGGGGGGUGGGGGUGGGAGCCACACUCUACUGACAUGGGACCAUCAGUGUGCCCGUACUGCCAACUCUGUUGUCCAUUUCAUUUGAUAUAAUAAUAAUUGUGAUACAGUCACAUUACCUUUCACCAUGUGCAGAUUGAGUUCAUUUCCAUCACUCUGGGUGCUUCAUUUUUUGUUACUGAGUGUAUUUCAAAUAUUUAACAAUUAGAUUGUUCAGUUAAACGCUUAUAUUCAAAAUAAGACAUAACAUUAAUUUUUCAGUUCUGAUUUGUUCCUCUGCUGAACUCUUUCACAUGAACCAAAAAUAAAAAAUAAAAACUGGCUGAAAUGUAAAUAGUAUUUGUUGUUAUUGUUGUUCAAAGAUAAAUGUAUGGAACCAAAUUACAGACAGCGCUGCAAACAAGCGUGUGUACUGUAAGCAAAAGCACAUAUGUAUUGCAAACAAAACUAAUGUAUUGAGAAUUUUUUUCUUUGCCAUAUUUUGUAAUAGUUAUUUUUUUCUUUACAUUUCACUUUUUCAGUGCUCAUUAUUCUAUACGGUGCACAUGUUGCAUUUUGCAAUACUUCUCUUUGUGCUGUAUUUUCCCUUGUGUUUCACUA
Molecule: messenger RNA, 7126 nt
Organism: Brienomyrus brachyistius
Lineage: Eukaryota; Metazoa; Chordata; Actinopteri; Osteoglossiformes; Mormyridae
Product: testicular acid phosphatase homolog
Exons: 13
Coding region: 4502-5818 (438 amino acids)
Biological process (GO): negative regulation of ERBB4 signaling pathway; lysosome organization; peptidyl-tyrosine dephosphorylation involved in inactivation of protein kinase activity
Cellular component (GO): postsynaptic membrane; lysosome
Molecular function (GO): protein tyrosine phosphatase activity; acid phosphatase activity; receptor tyrosine kinase binding
Source: RefSeq, a predicted model, not a curated record